Messenger RNA from Stylonychia lemnae, 618 nucleotides. The record is from the annotation of a GenBank genome assembly. Lineage: Eukaryota; Ciliophora; Spirotrichea; Sporadotrichida; Oxytrichidae.
AUGGUAGAUUACAUAACUCAGUUUUCAAAUUAUUCCGCACAAGGUAUCAUUAUUUAUGGUCAAGGUGAUUACUAUUUUCCAUAAGAACUACCAUAAAUGUACAUUUCAUCGAAUCAUAAGAACUUCUUUUUAACAGAGGCAGGCACAAUUCUCAAAACUUCUUACUAUGGAGCAUCUAUUAUUGGAAUGCUAGUUUUAUCUAUGUUUGUAGAGUUUCUAUCUUUCGCCAAAUGGUACAUGAUUACUAGAAAGCGUAUUACCAGCACUUGCUUGAAUUCAUUAGUUGACUUAAAUAAGGAUAAGGAGCAGCUUAAAAAAGAGCAGCAUAAAAUAAGGCUUAAAGUCAUUGAGAGAAUUAUUGUCACAAUUUUGCAUUUUCUAAUAAAGGCUUUAAACUUGCUGAUCAUCAUAGUCAUUAUGCAGACUUUUAAUAUAGGCUAUAUAAUUAUUUCAAGCGUAGGAUUUGGUUUGGGACACCUUCUUUUUGGUUUGAUAAAAGAUUCUAUAGUAAUAAGAAAGGUUAAAAGUGAGAGAAAGUAAAUUAACGAGAGAAAGCAAAUACAAAUGACAGAGCUGUUGUCAAAAAGAAGAAAUACUACCGAUACUGAUAGGUUCUGA